Molecule: messenger RNA, 1575 nt
Organism: Oryza brachyantha (malo sina)
Lineage: Eukaryota; Viridiplantae; Streptophyta; Magnoliopsida; Poales; Poaceae
Exons: 2
Coding region: 37-795 (252 amino acids)
Source: RefSeq, a predicted model, not a curated record
CGCCGCCAUCGGAUCUAAACCUCUCGUCUCAUUGCAAUGGCAUCGAAAGCUUCCUUGCUCAGGCGGGUAGCCCAUGCCGCUGGCUCCGCAGCGGCGGCCACAGCACGCUCAUGCUUCGCCCGCUUGUCUGACAGAAUCAAUCGGGCAGCCCUCUCACCGACGGCGGGGGCGGCCGCGUCUCCCGCUCCUCACACAGACAAGUCGAAAGGUUGGGUGAAGUUCGUAGCAGAGGAGAAGGACCUUGAGUCAGACAAAGCCCUUUGGGAUUUGUAUAAGCGCUGGUGCAAGGCUUUCAACGUGGAGCGUGACCAUGCUGAGAUGCUCCACCGGUUCCCUGCAUUCAAGGCUAGUGUGCUGUUUGUCCAUCAUACCAACAACAGGCCUAAUCUGUCCUACAAAUUGGCAAUAACCAAAAUGGCCGAUGGAAAGCUAAGGGAAAUCUGUAUUAACGGCAAGCGGCCUGAUUAUCAGCUUCGCAAGGAGCUUGACUUUAAACCUGCUCUCUUCAUAGGUGGCUAUCACAGAUGCUUGAGGCGGGUCUACAAUGAUUUUGAAGUGGUCGAUGGCAGAUUGUAUGUUGAUUUACCUGAGGGGCUUCAGCUGGGAACCCCAGAUCAUGAUGCGAUCAGCGGCAACAAGCAGAUUAGCGAUUCAUCUGUUUUUUUUAAAGCUAGCAGUGGCAAACUUUUGAAGCGGGUCUACUCUGUUUUUGAAGUGGUCAAUGGGUGCUUGUUUGUUGAUUUACCAGAUGGGAUUCAUCAGCUGGGAACCCCAAAGGAUGAAUAUGGACUCUGAAUCUGCAAUACUCCAUGCGUCACCACCAAGCCUGAAUAUCUCCUAUGUAUAAUAAGUCUUCUGCCAUGGAAUGCAUAUGCUGACUCUUUACUUCUGCAAAGAACACAUCUGUACUAAGUAUGCUUCUGUCCUGAGUCAUGAAUAUGCAAACUAAGUUCUGCUGCUGAAGGUUGUUUUUAAGUUUCCCUAAAGGUUAUAUAAUAAUUCCAGAUUCAUCCACCUGUUCUAAUUCAUUGGAGUUAUUUUUUUGAGAUAAAACUGUAUCAGUUGGAACGCAAGAUUCUCUGCAAAUAACACAGCUUCCUUAGCUAAUAAAAGUUUCUUUUGUUGCUCAACAGUAUAUCAGCCCAGGUAUAAACAAAAUCGUCCAUCUAACAUAUAAAUGGAAAGAAUAUAAGCACAGGUAUAAACAAAAUUGAUGUUGCUGUGAGAUGGAUAGCUGUACUGUUGUGUCUAUGUUUAAAUGGAACCAGAAGCUUUUGUGCAUCGUCAAAUUCAGUGAAGUGCCCACUGCUUGGCAUUCCGUAGCAUGGAGAUCCUGUUUUUAAGUUUCUUGUUGGAAGAUGGUGACAUGUAUCAUUUAGUGUAGAAUUUCAUGCCUUCAAUUUCUAUGUUCUUCUACCUUAUUACCAGGGCAUAUUAGUGCUGUUAUAACAUUGUUGGGUUUUUUACUUAUGCAUGACAUGUGCAGGUGGAUUUGUUUUUGCUACUGAAUAUGUGUUUGGAGUUAGAAUUGAUAUCAUCAGUUGAGAAUAUGAGAAGAUGAUAUGCGGAAGACAA